Messenger RNA from Cotesia congregata, 600 nucleotides. Lineage: Eukaryota; Metazoa; Arthropoda; Insecta; Hymenoptera; Braconidae. The record is from the annotation of a GenBank genome assembly.
AUGGCUGGCGUAAGCGACUGGUUUAGCAUUGGAAGUACAGUGGCAUGUAAAACUUGUUAUAAAAAAGAUAUUGAAGGUGAAGUUUUGGCAUUCGAUCCACAAACUAAAAUGCUAAUACUGAAAUGCCCAUCAUCUUCUGGGAGACCAUCUGUGCAUGAUGUAAAUAUAGUUAAUUUAUCAUUGGUAUCAGAUGUGCAAGUCAAAAGAGAAGUUAGUCCGACAACAACAGAGCCACCACAAAGUCUUAAUUUACAGAGGCUAAACACACGUGUGCGUAAUCAAGUUGAAGAAAAAAAACGGAUGGUAAAAGCUCUGCAGGCCGGAGUUUCACCAGAGGGACAAAAACUUUUUAUAGCUAUUGCUAAAACAAUACAGGAAAUUACGUGGUCUGGUCAAGAUAUUGUUGUAUGGGAUAAUGUUACCAUUAGACCACCUUACAAGGUUGAUAAUGUCCAUGGUAAUACCGAGUCUAAACCUUAUUUACAUGUUAGAAAAGUUGUAGAGAAGCAUAUGAAAGAUACAGCAGCUGCCGAAAUUCAACAACAAUCACAGCAACAACCAAUACAAAAAAAUAAUAGCAAUACUACGCUGCAGCAGUAG